AUGACCCUGAAGCCUAUCAUCCUUCACAACUACAACGCCACUCAUCGUUCAGAAGAUGCAACCAUUGAUCAGUACACUCUAGCUCCUGCGCCGUCGUCCAUACCUCCUUCUUACCAUCCUCUUUCUGACCUCGCCCAGUCCACAUCACUCUCCUACGUUCCCUCCCUCUCUUAUUUCUGCUUCAAGGCCCUAUUUGAGGGUCUAAUCACAGAUUCAGAGGCGCUUGUGGAUCUGGGGAAUGCAAGAGUGAGCUAUCGACGUGCCCGCGACAGACAUGACUUCGACAUCCUCCAAGCACUCUUCCCCACUUACCGGCCACUGUCACCAGAGGACCACUGUGAAGACUUCAAUCUUCGUCUCCUGGAUCCACGCGCAUGGGCAGGGCUCAUACAACUCAUAGAAGACCUUCCUCCUAUCUUCCGAGAGUAUACAAUCCCUCUCUCUGAUGUGCACCUCCCUCUCCUACAGACGAUUCCCAACACUCCACACUUUUCCCUCGUCACCGUGUUGUCGUUACCUCAGUGUCAUCAUUUGAAUGAUGAGACCAUAGUCGAACUUCGCGCCCUACACGCUCUAUCCGCCUUCGACGCGAGUGGAACCCUCGUCAGCUCCUUUGGCAUACGGCGACUCACGAAGACUGUCGUGUGGAGUGAAGAGCAUACUCCCGAGAGGCGAGGACCAUGGGGACUCCGCGCCCUCUUUCUCGUCAACUGCUUCCUCAUCGACAAGGAUGUGUUUGACUGCCUCCUUCGUCUACCUUUGCUCAGCAUCAUCGGUAAGUGUCCACGAAUGUUUUCAACUCUGCUGUCUUGA
Molecule: messenger RNA, 813 nt
Organism: Epithele typhae
Lineage: Eukaryota; Fungi; Basidiomycota; Agaricomycetes; Polyporales; Epitheliaceae
Exons: 1
Coding region: 1-813 (270 amino acids)
Source: RefSeq, a predicted model, not a curated record